AUGACAGAGGACAGAUCCAUCACGCUCACCUUGCACAGCUUACAGCUGCCCUUUUCCAAUACCUGGAAGUAUGGGAUCUUGGCAAUAGCCAUCCUCUUGCUCCUGGUGGCCCUGACCAUCUUAGCUUGCCAGGUGUGUCAGCUCCAGAAACGCCACAGGGCUAGAAAAAAGAAGAAAUACCACAGUGAAGACAGGGUGAGGAUAAAGGCAGAGAAUGGCUUUUGGGGGAAGAAGAUGCCACCUUUCCUGCUUGACACCUCUAAGGCGAGCAAUGAGGAUUUCAAGAUGACGGAGUUACAAGCAGGGCCGGAUGAGCCACAUUUCUGCCCCUCCUGCAGCACCACCGAAGACCUGAGCAAUGAUGGGGGACCCCUACUCAGCUCCCGGGGCAAACUGAAGUUCUCUCUCCUCUACCGCAGAGAGCGAUGUGAGCUGCUCGUGAGCGGCCUGGAGGCACGGGGGCUGCCAGGCCGUGGGCAUACUGGGUCUGCUGUCUGGGCCCGACUGCUGCAGGAGGUCCCGUCCCGCAUCCCCGGGCUCCAGUGCGUGGUCCAGGAGUGGAGAAGCCGGGUGGUGAAGAGCUGCAGCAGGCCAGCCUUCGGGGACCAUUUUGUCUGCUCCCUGCGGGACGCCGAGGUGGAGAAGAGCACUCUGAAGCUGGAGGUUCAACGGUUUGACAAAUACUCCAGAAACGCUGCGCUGGGGGAAGUCAGGGUUGCCCUGAGGGAGCUGAAGGCUUCCCGAAGCCUGGCUGUGUGUGCAGAGCUGCAGAAGACCACAAAGGACAUCGUGGGAGAAGUGCUCGUGUCGCUGAAGUGCCUUCCCAUCUCUCAGAGGAUAGAGGUCGGGCUGCUCAAGGCGAAGACGACCCCCCCUCGCAGCACUGCAGAUGUAUAUGCGAGGAUCGAUGUUUCCUGCAGGCGCCAUAGACAAAAGCACCAGAAGUCCAGGCCGCGGGCCCACACACCGCUCAUCAUUUUCAACGAGACUUUUCUGUUCCACAUGCCUGAGCCUCCAGCGUGGGACUGCACCGUGCUUGUCUCCAUUUACCAAGUGGGCUCUGACCCCAGGCACCUCAUCGGACAGGCCACAGUGGGGAAGAGCAGAGCGAGGGAAGCGUCCGACCACUGGGACCUCGUAAAAAAGUCCAUCCAGCAGCCCGUAGCUAAGUGGCACCCUCUCCUCAUUUAG
This is a messenger RNA of Cygnus atratus (black swan), 1191 nucleotides long. Its product is annotated as synaptotagmin-5-like. Bases 1 to 1191 code for a protein of 396 amino acids. Lineage: Eukaryota; Metazoa; Chordata; Aves; Anseriformes; Anatidae. The transcript has 6 exons. Gene Ontology annotation, biological process: regulation of dopamine secretion; calcium-ion regulated exocytosis; cellular response to calcium ion. Gene Ontology annotation, molecular function: calcium-dependent phospholipid binding; calcium ion binding; clathrin binding. Gene Ontology annotation, cellular component: synapse; axon. The record is from RefSeq and is a predicted model, not a curated record.